AUGCAACAGACACAAGCAGAAUCACCACAAACCCAACAUCUCCCAGACCGCGACCAACCCCCGAAAAGCUGUCAAUUCCUCAUUAUCAACUUCAACAUCAAUGCUACUGAAACUCAGUAUGCAAAUUGUUUCACACCUGAAGAAAUGUUACCUGAACUUAUAAAGCUCUUACAAGAAUUUCAAUAUAAUGGAGUCUCACCUGCUUCUAUCUCAUACAACACUGCGGGCGUUUGUGUGGUAGCUCACUUCGAGGAUGAACAAUGGGAAAGGAUCUUUGGCCUGACGCCGCCCAGACAUCAUCAGGUAGAGUCAACUUUAGAUCGAGAUUAG
This is a messenger RNA of Kwoniella mangroviensis CBS 8507, 330 nucleotides long. RefSeq lists its product as uncharacterized. Lineage: Eukaryota; Fungi; Basidiomycota; Tremellomycetes; Tremellales; Cryptococcaceae. The transcript is spliced from 2 exons. The record is from RefSeq and is a predicted model, not a curated record. Bases 1 to 330 code for a protein of 109 amino acids.